UGUACAGAAGCAACAUGGGCAAGCUACUUAUCUGCGUUGGACUGGCUCUCCUGCUGCAUGUGCAGCUAGGAUCAUCCUACAUCCUUUCCUGUUAUUUCACUAACUGGGGACAGUACCGUCCUGGAGCAGGUAAGUAUUUCCCUACCAACAUCGACCCAUGUCUCUGUGACCACCUCGUCUAUGCCUUCGCUGGAAUGGACAGCAACAUGAUCAAGACCUACGAGUGGGACGAUGAGAAACUCUACGGACAGUUCCAGGCCCUGAAGAACCAGAACAGCAACCUGAAGACACUGCUGGCCAUCGGAGGAUGGAACUUUGGUACUCAGAAAUUCACAGCUAUGGUUUCCACUGCUGCCAAUCGUCAGACCUUCAUCACCAGCGUGAUCCAGUUCCUGCGUCAGUACCAGUUUGAUGGUUUGGAUAUUGACUGGGAGUACCCUGGCUCUCGUGGCUCCCCGGCUCAGGACAAGCAGCUCUUCACCGUACUGGUCCAGGAGCUGCUCAGCGCCUUUGAGGCUGAGGGCAAGAAGACCAACCGUCCCCGUCUGAUGUUGACUGCUGCUGUUGCCGCUGGAAAGCCAACAAUCGACUCUGGAUACCAGAUUGCCCAGAUUGGAUCGGUGCUGGACUACUUCCACGUCAUGACCUACGACUUCCACGGUUCUUGGGAGCACAAUGUUGGAGAGAACAGCCCUCUGUACAAGGGCCGCUCUGACCAGGGAUCCAUGAUCUACUUCAAUGUGGACUAUGCUAUGAACUACUGGAAGAGCAAUGGUGCCCCAGCUGAGAAGCUGCUGGUUGGUUUCGCCACCUACGGCCACACCUUCCUCCUGGCUUCCUCUAACACGGCUGUGGGAGCUCCUGCCAGUGGACCCGGAGCUGCUGGACCCUUCACUCGUCAGGCUGGUUUCUGGGCCUACUAUGAGAUCUGCACUUUCCUGAAGCAAGGAGCCACUCAGGCUUGGGACAGCGUCCAGGAUGUGCCUUAUGCCUACAACCAGGGAACUUGGGUUGGAUAUGACAAUGUUAAGAGUUUCCAGGCUAAGAUUCAAUGGUUGAAGCAGAGCGGCUAUGGUGGCGCCAUGGUGUGGAGUUUGGAUCUGGACGACUUCACUGGCACUUUCUGCGGCCAGGGAAAAUACCCCCUGAUCAACACCAUCAAGAGCGCACUGGGAACUGGACCUUCCUGCACUUCUAGCACUGGCCCCAUUGCUCCGGUUGCACCAACCCAGCAGCCUGCUCCUCAGCCUGGCGGUGGCGGCAGCAGCAGUGGUGGCAGCAGCAGUGGUGGCAGCAGCAGCAGUGGCAGCAGCACUGGAUUUUGCGCUGGAAAGACUAACGGACUCUACCCUGACCCAACCAACAAGAACCACUUCUAUGAGUGCAGCAAGGGACAAACCUACUCCCAGCACUGUGCUACCAGCCUGGUCUUCGAUAACAGCUGCAAGUGCUGCAACUGGGCUUAAACUACCCAUGUUUGAACUUCAAACUGGUUGUUCUAGUGGCUGGGUCAACUAUCCUGUAACAUAAGACCACCCACAUGAGUUCCAGUCACUGAUGUAACCAAAAUAAAAAUCACAUUUAAAGCAACUUUA
Messenger RNA from Eleginops maclovinus (Patagonian blennie), 1595 nucleotides. Its product is annotated as acidic mammalian chitinase-like. Gene Ontology annotation, biological process: chitin catabolic process; carbohydrate metabolic process. Lineage: Eukaryota; Metazoa; Chordata; Actinopteri; Perciformes; Eleginopidae. The transcript is spliced from 11 exons. The record is from RefSeq and is a predicted model, not a curated record. Gene Ontology annotation, cellular component: extracellular region. Gene Ontology annotation, molecular function: chitinase activity; chitin binding. The coding region runs from base 15 to 1466 and encodes 483 amino acids.